GUCGUUAAGCGUAAAUAUAAUAACGAGAGCACCACGCCGCACAACGAUCAGUUUGCCUCGUGUGUUCGUACGGACCUCGCUCGCAUAGCGCGCGUCUACACGCAGCGAUCUUUUCUUUUUUUAUUUGGCUUCUAGCCGUUGUAUGGAGCGUGAAAAACCUACAUCAUUGGUGUUAGAGAGGCAACGUGAGGCGCUCUCAAAGGGCGUCUUGGUUGCGAGCGAGCACCGGCGCGACGAUGCCUUGCAGACGACGGGGGCGGAGGCCGAGCCGGCGUCGCCCGCGGUGGGCCGCUGGGGCGCAGAAUGGCCGAGUUGACUCGCUUCGGUCGCGCGGGCCGGGGACUCUGCCCCUGUCCGCGACGUGACCAGACUACCCCUACCGCCAGCGCGGUGGGGCACGCCGCGCAGGGCGCUGGACCUGACGCCGGCGAAGCACGAGGAGCUCGCGACAAAAGCCGAAGCGGCGCUCCGCCGGCUCCUCGUCACCGACAACUAUGACUCCGUCAGCAACCUCGUCUCCCUCUACGAAGCCUUCGACAAAUCCACAGACAAGCUCUACGACAUCUACCAACAGUAUUCCCCACCGAUCAGGGCUAAGAAGCACACUUGCGUAGGCUUAGGAUUUGAGCUGAUCAAGCGUUGGCGCAAAUUAAACAAAGAGUUUCCUGGCUUCGCAGCAGCCACAGCUUUGCUGUCAUGCGAGGAAGCGGUAGUUGAUGUGAGAGAAUAUGUGACGUGUGGGGAGAGCCCCACGGCAGUGCUCGAAGCGGAGAAGGAGCAUGUGAUGGUCGGAAUCCAGAUCAAGAUAGACGGGCGACCGGGACUGAUGCUCGCGGACCCGGGUUACCACGUGCCCAGGAUCGUUACUGUCAUGGCGGACCGGGCUUAUCCUCACACUGGUUGGUUCACCCAGUCGGACGAGCCGCACUGCCGCAAGGAGUACAACUACGUGCUGAACCCUCAGAACAGCAACUACGUGGAGUGGCAGGAGCGAGAGACGCGCGGGGCGGUCGUCAAGUGUCAGACGUCGCUAGUAUAUGCCGCCAGGCCUUACCUGGACGGCGUCAACGUCACCGAGCGGAGGAACCUCGUCUACAACUUCAGGAGUCUCCUGUCCCGCGACCAGAAGGGCCAUCUCAUAGCCGGCCUGUACUUCCCAGUGGGGGGGAGAGGGAAAGACGCUCAGUUCACACUCUUCUUCGACAACGGCACAGAGAAAAGGAAGACCAAAUACAAAUUCAGCAUGUUCUUGGAGCCUGACAAUAUACCAGAACCUAUACGCGAAGAAAUAGACCUUUGCAACGCUCAAAUGAACUACAACGAAGGUGAACUACGCGGCAUCAUCUGCAAACUGGCGAAAGUACUCUCCAACCAGGACUUCAUAGACCAGAUGCUCGAAAUCAACGAUGACAUCUGCCGCCUUAGUCUCUGACAGUGGCCACGAAAUGGCGUCCAAGACAAAAUGGCCGACAAGGCGGACGCCGGCAGAUUGCUAAUCAAAACUGCACCUUAAAUAUUCUUCAUUAACCUAGUUUAUAUAUUACGUGCUAUUGCGUUAAUUCAGUAAUGUGUUAUUUUGGGUAUGGGAUUUUUUGUUAAAUAAAUUCUUAUGAAUCUUGUAUAGUUGGUAACGUAAAAUCUUGAACUAUGGUAAAUACAUUUUUGAAUAAACAAACGAACAGUUUUACCCGCUCAAAGCUAACGGAUAGCUAACGGAUGAAUCAAAGUAGAGACAACUCAUAAGACUACAAUGAUCUAAUUUCAAAUAUUUUAAACUUUAAUUACAUACGGAACGGAACUUGCGGGUUUUAUCGGCACAUCUAAAGAUUUACCUUAGUUCUGAUUUUACAUUAAAUUAGUAAUUAUAAGCUUAUUUUUUAUUAAUUGACAAUUUAUUAUAAAUUUGUGGUUUAUGGGAUUUAUAAUUUAUUUACUGAAUUUACUUUAAUCAAUAUACAUAUUAUUUAGCAAA
Molecule: messenger RNA, 1972 nt
Organism: Plodia interpunctella (Indianmeal moth)
Lineage: Eukaryota; Metazoa; Arthropoda; Insecta; Lepidoptera; Pyralidae
Exons: 6
Coding region: 785-1432 (215 amino acids)
Source: RefSeq, a predicted model, not a curated record